GAAGACGUCUGCGGUGUUUGCCGAAUAUAUCGUAUUGGGUGUGCCGGUUGUUGUUGUUGUUGCAGUUGUAGCUUUAGCCGUAGCUGGGCCCUUUGCCGGCUAGUCUAGCCAACGGCAUUGCCGAUCGAUCGCCCGCUCUGUAACUCUGACAGUAGAGCACAAUUGUAUAUAUAUAUUAAUUUUUUUUUAUUGUUAAAAGCUUAAACGUUUUAAGUGUUAAACGCGUCGCAGUCGGCCAACAAACACAGCGUCGACAGUUUAUCGACGACUGCCUGCGCCAACGCUUCGUCCAAACUCCGUGUCGCGUUGCCAACUGCAUAUUCAAAAUAAACUCGUCUUUUUUUUCAAUUUUAUUUGCAUUUUUUUCUCAAUUUUUUUUCCUGUAAACAAUUUACACAAACCUCUCAGUGAGCCAGAGGAGAAAAGUAAACUCGUGCUCGAAAGUGUGAAAAUAAAUUGGGCAUUUUUGUUCAACCCCCCUGAUCACAAAGAUGAACAGAAUCCUGCCAUUCUCGAAGACAGCUGGUGCUGGGAGCCGGAUAGCAAUCAGGCAGCUGACGCCAGCUCUAGCACUUCUGCAGGCGCUGGACUCGUGGACGUGGCACUGGAUGCCGACGAGAAGAAUGCGGCCAAGAUGAAGGAGCGCAUUGCCGAACUGGAACAGCUUAAUGUACAGCUCAAUGCAUCUCUAGAUGAGCUCGAUGCUCAGCAUGAACAAGCGAUGCAGGAUAUGUUGGCGAUCAAAACGCAACUGCAGGAGAAGGUAGCAGAGCUGACGCAGGCAAAUUCUGAGAUGAAGCAACAUCAGGCCGAUAGUUUUAUUGCGCACGAGCUGGCACUGGCCAAGCUGCAGGAACAGUGUCGACAAUCGGAGGAGGCACAGCAAGUGGCGCUCGUUGCGCAGGAUGCCCUUCAGAAGCGCGUGGAUGGUUAUGCUGAGGAGCUGAAACGCAGCGUCGUCGAUCUGGCCGAUUUGCAGGAGCUGCUGGAUAAGCGCAGCGCCGACAACAACGAGCUCAUCGAGCGUAUACGCCUAGCAGACGCGUCUGCCGAGGCAGCGGCAGGCGAACGGGAGCAGCUGCAGCAGCGAGUUACGCAGUUGCUCAAGGAUGUGGAGGAGCUGAAACUGGCGAAAGAGAAAAAGACUUCGGAGUCAUCUAACAGCUCAUCCACAGGGAAGCACAGCGAAGACGAGUUCAUAGUGGUGCGCGAGGCUGAUGCGGCCUCAGGCUCCUCAGACCCCACCACGCCGCCCACAAAGGAGAAGCUGCGCGACAAGUUGGUGGCGUUAGAGGCUCGCAUUGCCGAGCUGACGCUAGAGAACGGCAGCCUGGCUCUAAAGCUGCAGGAUCGCGAGUUGGAAAAGCAGCUGUCCAGUAAUGUGCUUAGUGAGACGCUGGAAGAGCUACAACAGAAGCAUGCCGUGCAAUCCGACGAGCUGGCCGAGAUUCAGGCCGCAAAGGAGCAGGCACAACAGGCGCUGGCCCAGCUCCAAACGGAGGGUGGCGAGCAGCGCGAACAGGCACAAAAGUGUGUGGCCGAGCUGGAGUCACGUCUGCUUAUUUCAGAAAGUGAGAAGGAGCAGCUCCAAUUGGAGCUGCAAACGUUGCGCAACGAGUGGGAGCGCAAGCUGCAGCAACUAACGUUGCAAAACCAAGAACUGAAGUUGCAAGCAGAGGCAGAGGAGGAGACGCACGCGGAUGAUGUGGAGCGGCAGAUGAGUGCGUUGCGUGAAGCCAACGAGCGGUUGCGUCAGGAGCUGAAUACAAGCAUUGCCCAGGCCAAAUUCCGACAGGCUAUUGCUGAGGAGAAGCAAGAGAUUACGGACCUGGAUGAAGCUGAUGAUGGCGGCACUGCCGAGCCCUUCGAUAUUGAGCAACUGCGUGUGCUUCUGGAGUCCUUGCUAAAGGGUCAGCUAGAGCAAACGCCCCAGGAGGCACUGGAGCGCGGCUAUCGUGCACUGCGAGAGCGCUGGCAGCGCGUAAACGCGCUGGAGCAGCGACUGGUGCAGACUAAUGAAGAACUCGCCGAACUUCAGGAUCACAAGCUAAUUGCCGAACAUGAGAAGAAGACGCUGGAGGCGGACAUCUCGCAGUACAUACUUCAGUGUGAUGAGCUUAUGAAAAACAAUGAAGUGCUGCUCAACGAGCUAGAGAAAUACAAGCGCAACAAGCUGGAGACGAUUGAGGAGCGGCAUGAGGAGACAAUUGUGCAGCUGGAGACGCAACUGGAGGAGGCAACGCGACGCUGCCGACAACUCCAGAACAGCGAAGAGGAAUUGGCCAGAAAUUUGUCAGAAGCUCGCCAGCGUCUGGAUCAGGCGGGAGCUGAGAAGCGAGAAGAAACAGUAGACAAUGAAUUGGCAAUACAGAAGGAGCGCUAUAUGGGUUUGCAGGCAGAACUUAUUGAAAAAGAGCGAGCAUUUGAAAAGGAACUUGCCGAGAAAAAUGAAAUAUGUCACCGGCUUGAGGAGAAGCUAGCACAUCAGAGUACUCGGGAAGAGGUGGCCAAACAGCACGAAGAGCACUACAAUACUAAGCUGAAGCAGUUGGAAGAAUACAAAGAGAGCUCUAGUAGGCUAGGUGAACAGCUGACAGAGCUUAGGUCCCAGCUCAGUGCUAAGGAGCAGUCGCUGGCUCAGCUGCAGCAGCAGCUUGAGGAGCAGCUCGGGCUGGUCAAAGAACUUACUGAACACAAAAAUAGGUGUCGUCUCCUUGAGGAUCAGUUAGCUCAGUUAAAGGCUGAGCUCACUGCCAAGGAACAGAUGGCUGUACAGCGUGAAAAGGAGCAAGAUGACGUUGCCAAGGAACUGGUCGAAUACAAGGAGCAUUGCUCGGAGCUGCAAGCUCAGCUCAGUGGACGGGAGCAGGCCAUUGCGCAGCUGCAGCAGCAGAACGAGGAACAACAUAGUGAACUAACCAAGUGUUUGACCGAACAGCAGGAACGUAACGCAGCUCUUCAAGCUCAGCUCACUGCCAUCGGGCAAUCGCUACAAAAAGCCGAGACAGAGCUAAGUACAUUGCAGGCCACACAAGGACAUUGUCAAGACAAAGCACAGCUCAGUGCAAAUCUGCAAAAGACCAUCGAACAGCUGGGCUUUGAAAAGGCGGAGAUGAUUAAGGCGCUCCAGCAGAAGCAUGCGGAGAAUACGCAAUACUAUGCAGAGAUACAGCGACUACAGCCCCUCGCAGCAGCAGCAGCGGCUCCACCGCCAACCUGCGCUCGCUGCCCGCAGCUCGAUGCCCAGCUAGACGAGCUGUUCAAGGAGCGCGAGAAGCUAACUGAUCAGAUAAACUUCCUCAAGGAGAAGUCCGACAUACUCACGACCAAUCUGCUAACCGAACAGACCAAUCAGCGCCUUCUUCAACAGGAGAAAGUCGAGACGCUGGAGCAACACACGACCGCAAUGCGGGACUUGGAGAGGUUGCGGGCACAUCUGAUCGAGGUGGAGGAACUGCAUACACAGGAAACGGUGGAACUGCAGCAGGAACUGCAUGAUGUGCGUUCCAAGAUGCUGUCACUGCAGGAGGAGGUGUCUAAGUCAAGCACGGCCUUCACAUCGGCAAGCAUACGCGCCAACCAGCAGGCGGAGACGCUGCAGGCCCAACAUGCGCUGGUUCUUAAGCAACGGGACGAGCUGCUCCACAAGCUGAGCCAGUGCGAGGAUCGUGAACUGAAGCAGCAUGCUGCGCUAACCAAUCUGCAGUGUGCGCUGGAACAGUUUCAGAACGACAAGGACCAUGAUAUACAAAUGGCGACGCAGCGCAUACGGAAGGAGCUGCAGUCGGAGCUGGAUAAGCAGAUCGUGCAGCAAGCGGAGCUGGCCGUGCUACAUCAGAAGCUGGCCGAUGCUAAUCAAGGACUGCGAGCGGCUGCUCGACUGUCCGACCAGCUCGAGACGAGUCAGCAAACGAUCGCCGUGCUGCGUGACGAAGUGGACAGCUUGAAGGAGCACAAUGGGCAGCUGGAGCAGAAGCUGAGCAGCAGCGAGUCGAGCCAGACGGACAAGAUCGACAAGAGUCUCAUCAAGAGUCUGCUCAUUGGCUACGUGGUUAGCGGGCAUGCGGGGGACAAGCAGCAGGUCCUACGCAUGAUAUCCUCUCUGCUGGACUUUAGCGCACAGGAGGCCGAUAAGGUUGGCCUCAACAAACCCCAAAGUAGUUGGCUGGGCGCCAUUCUCGGCAGCAAUCCGGGACAGACGGCCCAAGGCACAGCAGGUCGAGACAAUCUGAUGCAAGCCUUCGUGCAGUUUCUAGAGCAGGAGUCGCAGCCACAGUCGCAGUCGCGACCCACGCUGCUGAGCAUGGCCGACCAAGCAACUGGUGCAGGAUCAGGGACAGCAAUAACCGGCACAGGCACAGGAACGUCAACGACUGUUCCUUCAACCGCGCCUACACAGUCUUCGGCUGAGCAGCCAGCGAGGCGCCCCUCAAACAGCUCGGCGGUCCCGCCUGCACAGCCGCUGCUUAUUAGCUCCAACGAAUUUGCGCCGACACGCAACUCCAGCUCGAUAUUAAAGGAUAUUCUCAGCGACUCCUGAUUGUUGUAGACAAUUUGUAGCAGUUGAAGAUGUUUUUUUUUUUACCACGUCACUUUUUUUUUACAAGCUAAUAUGUAUAUGAAUUUUAUAUGUAUAUGUACUAUAUAUAUCAAUAGUGUGUAAUUCACGCUCUAUUCGUUUCAAAUCGUGUAUCUAUAUACAUAUAUCUACCUAUGUAUCUACGCGAAGAGUAAUGCCGAUUCGUGCAACUGUAACAAUGUAACAAUAACUGUAAAUAUGUAAAAUCAGUCCUCCUAUCAAUUCAAUGUUUAGUUUAAUCUGCUCUGCGGGUGUUUUAUCUCAACUGCACUGUCGUGUCAUAAGCUUAAGUAAUAUUGUAUUAUUAUACUCCAAAACUGUUACCUGGCACAUCUAUACCUACAUAUAUAUCGAUAACUCCACUA
Molecule: messenger RNA, 4944 nt
Organism: Scaptodrosophila lebanonensis
Lineage: Eukaryota; Metazoa; Arthropoda; Insecta; Diptera; Drosophilidae
Gene: Gmap
Product: thyroid receptor-interacting protein 11
Exons: 6
Coding region: 635-4540 (1301 amino acids)
Biological process (GO): endoplasmic reticulum to Golgi vesicle-mediated transport; Golgi organization
Cellular component (GO): Golgi apparatus
Molecular function (GO): small GTPase binding
Source: RefSeq, a predicted model, not a curated record